GCUCGCGUGCGUACGUGUGUAUGUGUGUGUCCCUUUCAUUAGAUGUUAAGCAGCAUCCCUAGCUGUAUCUGUCAGCAACCUGGAUCGUUCUUCCUCCGCGUUCCUAAAGAGCUGGAGGCCUCCAGGCUUUGCCAGCUGACACCUGUGGGGUAAAUUGUAGCUGUUUUUCUCCUUCGCGUUGAGAACCUUUAUCUGCGUCACAUUUUCACAGAGCCUCUAUGGAAGCAGCUGCGCAUGUCUCAGUCACUGCGGAGUCCCAGGUACCCAAAGGGGUGCAGGUGACAUGGUGGGCGCCUGAUGGUUAGCAAAGAAAUAAAUGACAUCUCGCCUGUGACAUGUCGGGUCCUGAGUUCCUUCAAGACUGUACGUUGGAUUCCUGGAGCUCUUGGUAGUUUUCCGUGCACAGAUAGCACCUGUUAGCAGAUCAGACUGAUUCUCAGUGUAAAGAGGACUGGAUUCCUGGUGCUGAUACAAUGCAAGCGUUAGUGCCCUCAGACAUGAUGGCAGGCAUCUCCCCAGACCCUUCAGCUUUGCCUCUGAGUGAACAAAGCAGGGCCCCCAGAGUGGAUACUCUGAGGGGCCAAGAAAGUAUGUUAAGAGAGGACCUGGAGUCUUUCAGGCAGAAGUUCAGGUGGUUUUGUUACUCACAGGAAGAAGGACCCAGAAAAACCCUGAAUCAACUCUGGGAACUCUGCAAGCAGUGGCUGAGACCAGACAUUCACACCAAAGAGCAGAUCUUAGAGCUGUUAGUGUUUGAGCAGUUCCUGAGGGUUUUGCCUGGAGAGAUGAGGAUUUGGGUGAAUUCUCAGCAUCCUGAGAGUAGUGUGGAGGUGGUGACCCUGGUAGAAGAUUUGAACCAAACCCUUGAAGAAAAGGAAGAUCGUAACACUCAGGCUCCUGAUGUUUGCAAAGAGGAAGAUUUGGGAGAAGAAGCGAUGGCGGCAGCUCCUCCAAGUGCUGAGGUGGCGGCUCCUCCACGUGCUGAGCCACGUGAAGCUGUAACAUUUGAGGACGUGUCUGUGGACUUUACCAGAGGAGAGUGGAAGCUGCUGGAACCUUCUCAAAGGGAGCUAUAUAAGGAGGUGCUGCUGGAGAACUUAGGGAGCCUAGAAGUUCUGGGCUCUCCUGUUUCCAAAUUCGACUUGAUUUCCCAUCUGAAGUGGGUUAAGUUGCCAAGGGUACUGGAAAAAGAACUCUCAAAAGACCCUAGACCAGGAGAGUCGGUAAAAGAGAGUGAGUCUAGAAGUGAAUUGGAUGCUUUUAUGGAAGAGUUGACUUUAGAGAAAACAGUAGAGUACUGCUUCAGCGGCGGUGGCUAUGGCCUGAAGACAGAAUUCCAGAAGCGGCUCGGCAAACCCGAGAAAGACCAUGGCAGGCGGAAGAGCCAUGAGAGUAAGGAGGCUGAGUCAGGAGAGACGACCUCUGAGAAGAAUGUCAAGCAAACUUCCGCCAUGCUCAAACAUCGGAAAGCCCUCUUAACAAAGACGUCUCAGAGGUCUAAGGAAGGCAAGAAACCCUUCAGCUUUCAUUCAGCUCUUGUGAACCGCAGAGAGCUCAGUGGGGGGAAGUCCAGGAAAUGCAGUGAUCGUGAGAAGGACCCACAUCGCCCUUUGUCUCCUACUGAACGUAAGAGACAUCCUAAAAUUGGUUCGCUGCGUAAGACCGAGAAGUGUAGUAAGUGCGGGGUAGACUUUACUCGAAUCCUAGGGUGUGUUGAAAGCUCUCAGUGUGAAAAAUGCAGGAAGAAUUUAUUUCAAGAUGAAACCUCAAGUAAGGACCAGGAAGCCGACACUGAAGAGCCCCGUAAGUGUAAGAAGUGCGGGAAAGCCUUGGAGUACGGUUCAAAACGCUCCGUGUGUGUUGAAUGUAGAAAUGCUCACAAAGCUAGCCCCUCCCUCAAGCCACAAGGCAAAACUGACAGGAGAAAGAAGUCUUAUAAGUGUGAUGAGUGUGGGAAGCGCUUUGCCGAGGAGAAUGAUUUCAGUCAGCAUCAGAGAACCCAUACCAGAGAGAAGCCCUAUGUGUGUAAACACUGUGGGAGAGCUUUCAGCGACAACUCGUCGUUUUGUCAGCACCAGAGAAUUCACACCGGAGAGAAACCAUAUACGUGCAAGGAGUGUGGGAAAUCCUUCACUCACAGUUCUUCUCUUUCAAAACAUCAGAGGAUACACACCGGAGAGAAGCCCUAUAAGUGUAAGGAGUGUGGGAAAGCCUUUAGGCAGAAUUCUUGCCUUACCCGACAUCAGAAGAUCCACACCGGAGAGAAACCAUUCUUGUGUAAGGAGUGCGGGUUGUCGUUUCGCCUCUUUAGCAGCAUCAUGUAUCAUCAAAGACUCCAUAAGGGAGAAAAACCCUACAAAUGCCCUCACUGUGAGAAGGGUUUCCCCUCUCAUUCCCGCCUCAGUCGGCAUUUGAGAAUCCACACCGGUGCGAAACCAUACAAGUGUAAAGAGUGUGGGAAAACUUUCAGGCAGAGCUCGUCGCUUAAUUUGCACAUCCGAACCCACACUGGAGAGAAGCCCUACAAAUGCAAUUACUGUGGCGCGGCCUUUACCCGCAGCACGAUCCUCGUUGAACAUGUCAAAACUCACACUAGAGUAAAGUACGACUGUAAGAAGUGUGGUAAGAGCUUUAAAAGCCGCUCAGCCAACCUUAGACAUCACUGUACACUGUAAUCCUGGGACCGGGGGAGGGUGGAGGGGAGUUUAGUUCAGAUUGUGCCCUUAUUUAAAAGCUCAAAUCGGAAACGACCCACCGCAUCGAUGAGAAGCUUUUCGCCUUCAGUGAGGUCCCAAACCGGGACUUCUUCCCCAUUGGUCCCUCUUCUUGAGGGCGGUCAGUUUCGAUUAGACCUGGUAAAGUCACGUUGACGCGGAGAAAGCGUGUGAAGUGACAUGAUUCUGAGAAGACAAACGUAAGUUCAAAAAACACUUUCCUUAAGGAAUUCUCCCUUUGGUCUCCCUUUCACUGCCGUACCUGGGAAAGAACAUGACGGGACUCCUUAACCUGGGUUCCAUCCCAGUUUGCCAACCAACCACUGUGUCACCUUCAACAAGUCACGUGGACCUUCUGAAGGCUAAGUUUCUUUACCAGUGGAGUUGAAGAGAUGAAGACUUCUCAGUUCUCUUCUUAUCUGAUACUCUGAUACUGCAGAAGUAGUUUGAGAAUGUUUAAUUCGUUGGAAUUGUCGCACCCGGUAGACAAUUGCCUUCGUACAGGUUAGUGAACUUCUAGAUUAAUGUGAACACAGAAUGUUUGGAAUAGGAUCUAGGAUGUGGUGAACAGAACACAUCAGGGAAGCUCCAUGACGUUCGCUUUCAGCGAUUGUUCUAAUUUGCACAAAUCACUCCAUCUUUUGAGUUUUGCCCCAGUGGAUUGAAAAACCAGAGAGCUUGUUCCUGCCGUCCUAAUGGUAACGGUCCUAGGAGAAAAAUAAAAACUAGCUGUUUAGGGUGGAUUAUCUCCCUGCAGUGAGCACAGCCCUCUGUAAGAAUCCUGUAUGACAGAAGUCACGGGAUGUUACAUUGAAUCAGAUUGGGGCCUUAGACUGUUUUAGCUGUGAGGUGAAGUAUGUAUUACACACAAAGCUUUCACUGUUUAGAAAUAGGGAAUUUCGUGUGUUGAAGAAAAUUGUGCUUGUCUUUUAAAAUAUACAAAUUAUACUAUAUUAGUCCAUUAUUUCCACAAGUGCCCAGCUGAGGUAGGGUUGCCACUUUAAAUGCCAUGUUUCUCUUAUAGCUGCCUUUCUUAUGGCAGGCAUGUGAUAUUUUUUUUCUUUUUUCCUACUAUGCCAUUUGGAUUAUACAUACGCUAGAAUCUCAAGGGACCCCAUUGAUAAGAAGUGAAAGUCAGGAAAAGAGCACAUAAGUAAGCUGUAGUUGAUAGUUUCUUUUGUGCAGCGAGACUUCAAUGGAAUGGACUGUACAGGUAUUGAUGGGUGUUCCUUAAAUUUGUCACAAAUGGAAUCUUAAUUUCUAACUGGAAAGGGAAUUAAAGACCGUGAAUGAGUUAUUUUGGGUCUUGGGUCAUUAGAUUCCAGAAGGACCUGAUUGUGGUAUAGAAAUAAGUUCCUGAAGUUGACAUUUAAGGCAAUUCAGGGAGAGCUAAACCAGAACUCUGGUCUUACGGGUAUGACGGAUCUAUAGUGCUGAUCUGAGGCUCAGGAAUAUCAGGAAUAUUUGCUGAUGUAAUGUGCUUAGGUCUGAAAUGCUACCUCUGGAUAUAAGGGUGGGUUCUUCUGGGUGGCUCCUCCUCGUCCUAAAGCCCGAAAGAAUCAGACGUUACUUCGUGAUAAAUUGAUCAGUAUAGCUGUUGCCAAACGGACCAAGUAAACACAUUCCUGACAUCAAAGGAAUCUGGCUUCUAUGAGUCUUUCACAUGGGCUUAAGGAUUUCUGAAACAGUAUAUUGUAUUGAAAUAUGUAAUGGAGUACGCAAAAAAAACUCUUGAGAAGAGAUCUGUUCCAGAAUGUCCUAGGGAAUUUCACAAGAGGAUAUUUUUAUCCCAGUCUCAGUUGGGGAUUGGAAACAAAACUUUUUUUUUUUACAAUUUUAUUAAAAUAUAGAAUACAUACGCUUAAAACCAAGGUUUGCUAUUUGUAUAUGUUUUCGUCAGUUUUACUGAAGUGCACAUUUGUUACCAUAAUCCAUUUUUCAUAACAUCACCCUAAUAAGAGUACCCAUUGGAUACACCAUUUAUAUAUAAUUCUCAUCGCUGACCCUUACUAUUAAGAUGUUGUUUGUCAGUAUUGAUUGUUGCUUGAUAAUACUCUACCAUAUGAUACUUCAUCCAUAUACCUUUGAGAGGACAUUCUCUUCUUUCUCCUUAGGUGGUUGGCCAUUAGGAACAACACUGUGAAUGUAAUGUGUAAGUCUGUGUAGACAUUAAUUUUAACCAUUUUGCUUGGUAGACAUCUACAGGUAAAGUUUCUGGCCAUGUAAAUUUUUGUUUAGCUAUGUAGGAAACUGCCACACUGCUUUCCAGUGGGACUACAUCAUUGUCAGUUCUGGCCAGCAGUGUGUGAAGGAUCCAUUUCCUUUACAACUGGGCCAAUCUUUAAAAAAAUGUUAGUCACCCUGAUAAGGGGCAUUUCCAGUGCUUUUAAUUUGUAUCUCCCUGAUGACUGACAUUAUCAUCUGCCUUUCAUAUAUCUCCUGAGUUUUCUCAAAUUUCUUAUCCAUUUAAAAGUCAGGCUAGUUGAGGUAUUUAUACAAGUUCUUUAUCUGCACGCAGUCCCUCAUCCAAUACGAGCUUUCCCUCACUGUGCACUCUAGGAAACUACAAACCCUACUGCAAAAUAUUUAUCAACCGCUAGUAAAUCGCACAAAAGCCAUUCAGUCUGACCUAGCACCCACAUACUUAAGUCAGUUUUUAGAGUGUCAGGUCAGCUAAGGGUUUUUAACUUAUGCUUUAUGACUCCUCAUAGAAUUUCUUAAAGCCUCAUUUAGCAUUUUUGUCAGUUUACAGUGAUAAGUAUUUUAAUCAGCUACAGUUUUAAAACCAAGUCCUUGUUCUUUAGAAUUUUUCAUAAUGAGUUUCUAUAUAGAAAUUUCUUUUUCAUCAUGGGACAACAAAGCCUCUGCUAGUGAGUUUACUUUUAUUCUUUUUACUUUAGAAUUACCUCUGUGUGCUCUAAAAUGAGCCAUGUCGGUUGCUUUUGGGUCGUACCGUUCUGUGGUGUCCAUGCACGCAGUUACAGCUCCUCUCCAGCCCUCGUCCGCCCUCCCACACUCAACUCACGGAGAUUGACUCUCCGUCCUCCUCUCUCCCAAGUCAUCACAAUUCCACUUCCUUUCCUCACCUGACUCUUGUCAGUUCGUCACACACAUAACAAGACAAUGUGUGUCUUUUUGUGCCUGGCUUAUCUCACUUGGCUUAUAACCUUGCAGGCAUUCAAGGACAUCUUCGGUUGGACUUCCUAGUGCAGGAAGUCUUAAACUCUUGUGAGUCAUGGGGUAGUGUUGAUAAAAGAACACAAGGUCAUUACAUGUCCUCUGUCUCACUGGUUCCGUAAACUAAUCAUUGCUCAUGCAUACGGAAGAACCGGAGAAGAUGGACCUGUCUCCUCUUGGGAGUCUGCGUUAGCAAACUGACUUCCAGCAUGAGUCAUAUGCUAUAACGGAGCAAUGAGAACCUACCAUCUCUUGCUUUAAAAGGACAACCCCUCUGGUCUUUUAACUCAGCUACCAUUAGUUUCUUCUUGAAAGAAACUAAUCUUUCUGCCUAGCUGAAAUUCCUUGACAGAUGAAAUUUUUUUCUAAUAAAUCAGAAGUCUGAGAUUUGAGCCAAUGAAGUGGCUUCUCUUUGUAAAUUUGGGUGUUCUUGGAGACAAUAUAAUCAAAAUUUUCCUUGAGCAAUGUCUUACACAGAUCAUCUAAAACUAAAAAAAAUAAAAUAAAAUAAAAUACUUGAAAUUUUUCAAAUUUUGAGUCAACUGAUUUUUGAUAAUAGGAAUGUAUAUAUUCUGUGAGAAAUGCGUAAAUUUGCUCAUGUUGACACUGAGCAGAAUUGUUAGGUGGCGUGCGGUGUUUGCUGUUUUCGUGUGUACUUUUCAGAGUGUCCCUCUUUUCCCAAAGUGUUUUGGGUGGGUUGUAAUACUUGGGUUUACUUUCACCCCCCUGUGGUUCUCUUUGUGUGUGUGUGUGCAUGUGCAAGAGUCCAGCCGCUGUGUAACUGGCACGCCUAUAACCCAGAACCUGUUAAAAAUCACUUAAGGUAUCUUGGUUAGAAAUUUAGAUUUCAUUUUGCUGGGUUUUGUGGAAUUUUUUUGACUAAGUUGUUGAAGAGAGAUGUAGAUCUGAAGUGCUGUCUUCAGUAUUGCCUACUGUGUAUCUUUAAUACUUGAACUCUGUGUCUGCUGCUGCUGCCACCGCCGCUGCUGCUACUGUAAAUCGCAACUGGCAUUCAUCAGCGAAUGUGCAUUGGACCCUCUUUCCUUCUUUCCCUGCUGUGACACCUACAGUAUGAGCUUCUGUGUCUGCACUGAAUCCUGCCUUAGAAAUAUGCCUUUGACUAAACUUUAAAUAUUUUUCCAUGUAUUUUUACCUAUAGAGUAAUCACGAUUCCAGUAAGAAGCACUUUGAUUUGUGGUUAUGAACUGUACAAGUAACGCUCGCUUGUGCUAAGCGCGUGCUGUGCUGACGUAAUCCUUUAUGACAUCCCAUCUGUUUGGAGACAAAUGUCAUUUGUCAGCUUGUCAGUGCUGACUAGAUAGGUGACUUAUUUGCGUGUCACGAAAGUGCACGCUCCUCUGCAGUGUCAGAGCGCCCUGUACUGUGCAUUGGUUAAAGUGAAUCACAGAUCUACUAAAACAAUAAAGUUGUAUUUAAUGAAGAAUA
Rattus norvegicus (Norway rat) is the source of this 7337-nucleotide messenger RNA. The record is from RefSeq and is a predicted model, not a curated record. NCBI's taxonomy places the organism in Eukaryota, Metazoa, Chordata, Mammalia, Rodentia, Muridae.